GGGCUGUUGGGCCGCUCUCGCGAGACUCCGAAGACGCCGCGAGCGCAGGCCCAGGCGGCGGCAUAGCGUCAUCGCCGUGCGCCUCUUCGGGAGCCGGUCGUCCACAGCAUUGCGUUGGUUACAAUGGCAGGUGAAGAAAUUAAUGAUGACUACCCAGUAGAAAUUCAUGAGUCUUUGUCAGCCCUGGAGAGCUCCCUUGGUGCUGUGGAUGACAUGCUGAAGACCAUGAUGUCUGUUUCUAGAAAUGAGUUGUUGCAGAAGUUGGACCCACUUGAACAAGCAAAAGUGGAUUUAGUUUCUGCAUACACAUUAAAUUCAAUGUUUUGGGUUUAUUUGGCAACUCAAGGAGUUAAUCCUAAAGAACAUCCAGUAAAGCAAGAACUGGUAAGAAUCAGAGUCUACAUGAACAGAGUCAAAGAAAUAACAGAUAAGAAAAAGGCUACCAAACUGGACAGAGGUGCUGCUUCGAGAUUCGUAAAAAAUGCACUUUGGGAGCCCAAACUGAAAAAGGCGUUAAAGAUUGCUAAUAAAGGGAAAGGUAAAAACUAACCUUUUGGCUUUGAUGUACAUAUAUUCAAAAAGUUCUUCACUUUUUAUCAGUUGGCAAUGCAAGGUUUAAAUGGAUUCUUUUUUUGAAUUCAUAUAUAAACUUAUACUUUAAAUUUGUAAUACUGAACCCUUUUUUUUUGCGGAGAAAGAUUGUGUUGAUUGAUCUUCCUAUAGAGCAUCUUGUAGUUUUUAAUAUUUAAGAUACCCUAUAAGCAAUUAUGAAAUGUAAAUGUUCUCUGUAAACAUUUGUAGUGUUUUAAAUGAAUAAUGACAUUAUGAAAUGUACUCUGUUGCUGAAGUUACUUGUUUUCACUAAUGAUGAUAAAAAUGAAAUGACUUAAAUAUCUACUCUGUUUUCCGUAUAGUUAGUUCAACAUGUUUCUGUGAUUUUAAGAGUGAUUGCUUUCUUGAUAUUCACAAUGUGAAAUUAAAACCUUAAGAUUGUACUUUAAUUCCUGAUGUUUCAUUUGAAAUAAAAUACAUUUUCAUUAACAUCUGAUGGAAAAUAAGGUUGUAUGUCAAUAGCUGACUUUUGGCCUGAUGCUUUAAAAAAAGAAGAUUUGUUUUUAUUUGUACAUGUGUUUUGAUUGUUGGUGUGUUUACUGGUAUGUGUAUAGUGCCUCUUAAGGCAGAAGGUUGACAGAGCCACCAUGUGGGUGUAGGGAAUUGAACCUGGUUCCCCUGGAAAAACAGCAAGUGCUCUUAACCCCUGAGCCACCUCUCUAGUCCUCUGAUGCCUUCUUAAUAAAGAUUAUAACUGAGUAACUGACUUCUUUUUCUCCUCUGAAUGAAGGCGUUUGAGAAAUUCUUUCUAAUAGAGAAAAUUUUGAGUUUUGCUCCUCAAUUCUCUUGGUCUUUUUUAGAUUUUUUUUUUUUUGACUCUAUUUUCUAGGCUAAAUCAUAUACUUAUAAAUAUUUUGGAGUAAUUUUCUUUGUUACAUUCUGCCCCUCAAGCACAGGAAAAAACACUGUAUUUAUAUUUUGAUUUAUUUUUCCAGAAUAUUUGUUAUGGAGAUUUCUACUUAUUAAUUGUUUCAGUUUCUAAAUCCAUGAAUUUCCAUUAUAUAUUCUUGGUGCCUUCAACCCAUAUCAUUAUGUGUAGGAAUGCCAAGUACUGCCAAGCACUUUAAUUUUUGAAAACAAGCUGAUAGAAUUUUUUGUGAUUAGUUCUCCAUGAGUAACCUUGAGUAAAUGAAUUUCAUGAAUGCUCGUAAAAGUGUUAA
This is a messenger RNA of Nannospalax galili (Upper Galilee mountains blind mole rat), 1772 nucleotides long. It is a transcript of the gene C1d, whose product is annotated as C1D nuclear receptor corepressor. The coding region runs from base 124 to 549 and encodes 141 amino acids. NCBI's taxonomy places the organism in Eukaryota, Metazoa, Chordata, Mammalia, Rodentia, Spalacidae. Gene Ontology annotation, molecular function: DNA binding; RNA binding. Gene Ontology annotation, cellular component: nucleolus; exosome (RNase complex). The record is from RefSeq and is a predicted model, not a curated record. The transcript is spliced from 5 exons. Gene Ontology annotation, biological process: maturation of 5.8S rRNA; regulation of gene expression.